Molecule: messenger RNA, 596 nt
Organism: Etheostoma cragini (Arkansas darter)
Lineage: Eukaryota; Metazoa; Chordata; Actinopteri; Perciformes; Percidae
Product: C-C chemokine receptor type 5-like
Exons: 1
Biological process (GO): G protein-coupled receptor signaling pathway; immune response
Cellular component (GO): membrane
Molecular function (GO): G protein-coupled receptor activity
Source: RefSeq, a predicted model, not a curated record
AGCCUGGCGUGCAUCAGGCCGAUGAUUCUCCACACCACUUUCACACAUAUGGGAAACGUAACAUACUGUCAGGAGUAUCCUGGUGAAUUACCUUAUAUGAAUCAAAAGCUGCUGAGAACAUCUGGUUUUUACCUUCAGCUUAUCCUUUUCUUGAUCUUUCCUCUGGUUGUUAUUAUCUACUGCUACGUUAGGAUUGCUAUCACUGUCAUGUCAUCCAGGAUAGUCACCAAGUUCCAGACAGUUAGGUUAAUAUUUUUCAUUGUACUGAUGUUUUUUAUGUGCUGGACCCCAUUCAACAUUGUAUUGCUAAUGCAUGAUGAAGACGGUACCUGUCAGGAAAAGCAGAAUAUGGCUUACGCUCUUGAAGUCACUCGUGUCUUUGCCUACAUUUACUUUUGCAUCAGUCCAAUCUUCUACACAUUUGUUGGAAAAAAGUUCCAGAACUAUUUCAGACAGAUGCUGGUGAAACGUUUUCCAGGGUUAAAGCAUUUUUCGGUCAGUCAACAAAGCAGAACCAAUAUGUCCACAAGAAGUACACCCAAUGAGUUAUAAGAAUGGGAAGCCCUUUGUUUCCCAGGCCUGCUGUGUGUUGAACA